UUUAAGGGGAAGAUCAAACUCAUGGACGGUAGUUGUCCUAGGAGAGAGAGGCUCUCGCUUCUCUCUUCCUCUUCAGCUAAACCCCUCCGUGGUUUUCAUCCCGAACCGUUUCGGUGGCAGGUUUGUUUUUCCCUUUAGUUUUCUUCCUUUAUCCUAUCACCCAAAUCUUCCUCUUCUAUAGAUCUCAGGUUACCUAUCCCUACCUUUCUCCCAAUUUUCAACUCUCAGUUUCUUCACACAACAGGUGCACGUCUCCCUCACCAAUCAGUUUUUUCAACGAAUGUUCACCGGUUCGGUGCUCCGACUUCGGUGUUGUAUCGUAUGUCUUACAACGGCACGUCAGCGUUUCUGCUGCUGCCUUUCUCGAUUCCUAUUUCUUUUUUAUGUUUUCUUUGGUUACCGUUCCGCCUGGCAUUUUCUUGCCUGGCGAUCUGCUGAUGGUGUUCGAUGGCGUUUUUGUCUGGUUUUGAGAUUUGGUUGUUGGAUUCUGCAUGGGAUUUGGUGUGUUCACCAGUUGCAUUCCUCGUGGUGUCUCUGUAUCACGCAAUGGAUCGGUUUGUGGCGGUGUUAGCACCAGCUAUUUCCUUCUCCGUUGGGUCUACAAUUGGGCUGAACCUGUGGUGGUGCUCCGAUGUCUGGAUGAACUGGGUGUAUUCCAAUUUUCUGAUGGCAAACAGUACUGUGACGUCUCUGGGUCACUUAACUAGUCGACAGGUGGCUGGUUAUGUUUAUGCUGCUGUCCAUUCCUCCCUUGGAGGGUUUGCUAAUUGGAUGGAUAAUGAUGGGUUGUUCCCACUUGUUUUGUUUAUCUUCUGUUUGUUUGCGUUUUCCCCACACUGUGGGCUUUGUAAGUGUGUUUGUGUUUGUAAAGUUUUGUUUAUCUAAUAAAAAUUAUCCUUCCACUGCCAAAAAAAAAAAAAAAAAAAAAAAAAAAAAACUCAUGGACGGUAGUUCACUAAACCCUACUUCAGCCACCGUUAGAACUUGUAUGAAGAGAAAACAUUAGAAAGAAAUAGAUUACUUAAAAACUGUGUUGCGAUCAGUCUAUCAUAUGAAACGAUUCUUCAGUGGUUACCUCAGAAGAAUCGUUUCUGUGCACUACUCUACCAUAUUUUCUGUUCUAUAUAUUAAAAAAUCUGGCGAUAAAUAGCUAUCGAAGAAGUUAAAAAGCAUGAGUUCUUUUAGCCGGGAAAACGACUGCCGCCGGCCAAUAUGUUGUUCUCCGACUCCCCGUUUUAUCCAAGUUAUCUUGGAUGAUACUUCUAGAGACGUCAAACUUGGCAUUCCAAAGAAAUUUGUGAAUGAAUAUGGUCAGUGUCUAUCAAAUUCAGUAUGUCUUAAGCUUCCAAGUGGCUCCGAAUGGGAAGUAGAAGUGACAAGAAGCAAUGGAAAGGUUUGGUUUGAGAAGUGUUGGCCAGAGUUCUCAAAGUUUUACUCUCUUAGCAUCGGUGAUUUUCUAGUUUUUGAAUAUGAAGGGGAUUCUGAAUUCCACGUUUUCAUAUUUGAUAUAAGCACCACAGAGAUUGACUAUCCCAUAAAAAGGCCCAAGAUGGAAGAAGCUCCUGAAGAUGAAUUCUCUGUUGAAAUCUUGGAGGACAUUCCACCCAGCCCAAAAACAAGGGAGAAAACUCCAUUACCGUGUCGUCAAUCUUACAAGAAAAUGAAGACAAGUUUGACUGGUAAAACAGACCAGAUGUUUGAAAAUGAGAACACCGAACCUUUUGAGAAUCCAAAGAAAAACAAAGAUUCUCAUUGCUCUGCAUCAAAAAUCAAAAGUGUAAGUGGUUUUCCAGCAAAAAUAGAUGGCGGAGGCUCAUCUAGCACUGAGAGGUUUUUAAAGCAAUCACCUGAGUUUUGUGGGGAGAAGCAUACAUCAAAUAUAAAUGAAAAAGCCUUAAUACAGAGAAACAUUGCUUCCAAAUCUGAAAAGCCUUAUUUCAAGGUUGUCAUGCAGCGCUCAUAUAUUCAAAAAGGUUAUUUGUCUGUGCCAUCUGCGUUUUCCAAUAGACAUCUUACAAAGAAGCCUGCUACUGUGAUCCUUCAAGUUUUGGAUGGAAGAACUUGGUCCGUUCAAUUGAAGUAUCAUCAUGAACGCUCAGAAGCUAGAUUCCAGAGUUGUUGGCCACUAUUUGUAAGGGAGAAUAAUUUGAAAGUUGGUGAUGCAUGUGUCUUUACCUUAAUUAACUGCAUUGCAUUUGUAUUUGAAGUGGUCUUUUAUCCUGCCGCAGAAGCUGCAAAUUGCCCCUUGUCACCAGGUGGAAGAGGAGCAAUUUUUCAAGUCAAAAGUAAGGGAAGUCCGAUAAUAGAAGUAGAAUCUGAAUGCGGUGUGAUAUGUGGAAUUGGUGUAUCUGGCUCUCUUGAAACUGGUAAGUCCACUAGAAAUAGAAAUUCCCAAAUUAAGGUUAACGAAUGUAAUCAGAUAAAUAUAUGUGUCUAGGUGAUUUUGUCAUAGGCAAGAACAAAAUUUCAAAGACAAGUGUGCAGGUUACUGAAAGGCCCUUUUCAUCUUUGACGGCUCCAUUGGAUAAUCAUCAUGAAGCUGCCAACAACUUCGUCUCAGAGAAUCCCUUUUUCAAAGUCACUUUGGGUUCCUCCCAUAUGGAGAAGUCAGUUGUGCAUGUACCAGCUAGUUUUGCUUGGAGUUUCAUUAAAAGGAAGAAACAAAAAGUGAUGCUUCAGGUCACAGAUAGAUUGUGGCCUGUGGAUUUGAUAGCAUUUAAGCCAUCUUUAGCUUCAUUUUCUACUGGCUGGGCCACAUUUGUUGAGGAAUAUUCAUUAAGAGUCGGAGAUGUUUGCAUAUUUGAGCUUAUGGAGAUGAAUGAUGACAUUAUACUACAAGUUCAUUUUUUCAGAUGUUG
Messenger RNA from Rosa chinensis, 2858 nucleotides. Its product is annotated as B3 domain-containing transcription factor VRN1. The record is from RefSeq and is a predicted model, not a curated record. The transcript has 6 exons. Lineage: Eukaryota; Viridiplantae; Streptophyta; Magnoliopsida; Rosales; Rosaceae. Gene Ontology annotation, molecular function: DNA binding. Bases 1172 to 2437 code for a protein of 421 amino acids.